Saccostrea cuccullata (small rock oyster) is the source of this 659-nucleotide messenger RNA. RefSeq lists its product as uncharacterized. The transcript is spliced from 5 exons. The record is from RefSeq and is a predicted model, not a curated record. NCBI's taxonomy places the organism in Eukaryota, Metazoa, Mollusca, Bivalvia, Ostreida, Ostreidae. The coding region runs from base 139 to 534 and encodes 131 amino acids.
CCUUUUUGCUACAGAGAACUAUUGAGAUGCUGUGCAAACUUUCGCAAAGUUGGUGAAAGUUGUGUAGAAUGUUGGCCAGGAACAUAUGGAAAUAACUGUGAACCAUGCCCUCGCGGUUUUUAUGGAAGGUUGUGCCUGAUGCCCUGUCCUGAUCUCUGCACCUCAUGUAACCCAGUAAGAGGAUGUACUGUAACAACAAAUUUGCCUGAUAGCCACGGAAAUGGAAAUGUUAUUAAUUGGUUGACUAUAACAAUAUCGGUGUGUGGUAGCUGCGGCGUUGGAUUUACAGUUUUAAUGAUUAUUUUCUGUCUACAUAGGAAACGUUCAUCAAAACGAGAUCAAGAUGAAGAAACAGCAAAAUCAGCCGCAGAUACACAGCUGCAAAAUUUAACUAAUUAUCAUGGAAGAGGAAAUGAACCAGUGGUGAACCAUCAGAAACGACAUGGUUUGAAUAACGAAAAUGAAUAUUCUGUGGAUUUGGAACCUUAUGAUACUUUAACCUUAAAAAUCAGAAAGGAUCUCUUGAACACGUAGAAUGCUUAAUUUAUUGAAUGUUUACAAUGCAUGUGGCAAUAAAGAUUAUAAUGAUAAAAUACGGUGAUAACGAAGAGUAUUAAAGAUCAAAGUCCAAUUAAACAAUGCAGACAGGGAACAGAGCA